AUGAUUUUCAUACUUUCGUGUUUGGAAGUGGAUGCUUUUUGUUUAGAUUAUACUCAGCGUGAUGGCUACUACUCUCCAUCAUGUUAUCUUUGCAGCUUACACAUACUAUCAUCAACUGUGCAACUUAUAUGCAAGGAAAUUAUCAGUGAUUCACAUAGACAUCGAAUUUUCUCGUCAGGCUGUGAUUUCAGUGGGAAAUAUAAUUGCAGGUGCUAUAAGGACGCCUUAGAUUUGAAAACCAUCUGUAAAUAUGAAGAGAAAGGUAGUUCUUUUCAAGAUGAUGUCUCAUAUUUAGAUUUUAUUACGGAUGCAAAUUCUACAGAUCAAUUUCCUUUAAAAACUAGAAAGCGCCAGUAUAAAUCUGCAAUCAAAAGAAAUAUUACCUCAUCACAUUUCAAAAAAUCGAUUGAAAGAGUCAAUUUCAAUAAUCUCUUUCCUGAUUUUGAACAUGAAAAUGACAUAUCACCUACUGAACAUAAUCUUCAUCUUUUUGAUUGUUCAAAGUCUAUAUCAAUUCCUCAUCAACAUGUUCUGUCUCCUAAGCAUUCGAAUUGUUCAAAUAUAGAUGUGUUGAGUAUUUAUUUAACAAAGCAUAUGACUACUGAACUUCCUCAAUUCUGCACAUAUCCUCAUAUAUUGACUAUUCUUUGUCAAUAUAUCAAUAUGAUCCAGUUUAUCAUACAUAUGAAUGAAGAAUAUUCAAUUCAAUACAGUGAUAUAUUAGCGACAUUCAAUAUUAAUAUUUUAACAGAACUAGAAAAUGUCAUUAUUUCGAUUUAUGAAAAGUUUAUUAGGACUAAAGAUAAUUCCCACUUAGUAACUGUGCUAAUAAUUUGUGAAAAUUUAUCGAUUAUAUAUGAUUGUAUAAAAUAUUGUAAACAUUUAAAUCUCCCUCUCAUUAUCAAUAAUAAUAAUCAUAAUAAUUUAUUAUUAAAUUUGAAUAAAUGUUUAAUUCAAUGGUUUAUUUCCAUAGAUUUUAUUCAAUAUUUUUCUUUCAAAAUAACCAUAAUUGAUACACUUGCAUAUCUUAUUCAUAUCAAUCCUCAUUAUUUCUAUAUUGACAAUCAAUGGCAUAAUGAAAUGAAUAAAUUUAUAAUGAAUUUACCAUUUACAAAUGGAUUAUACAUGAACGAUUGUUCAUCUAAUGUAAAUGAUUAUCAUUGUACUAUGGAUACACAAUAUGAUAAUAAUAAUAAUAAUAAUAAUAAUAAUAAUAAUAAUAAUAAUAAUAAUAAUAAUAAUGAUUAUUAUUAUUGUUAUAUGAGUUUAUUUCAUCAACUUCAUCAAUUAGAUAAACAAUUAUUACAUCAUAAUAAACAAAUAAACAAUGAUCUAAUUGUAAAUAAUGAAUUUCCUUAUUUUAUUGUUUUAUUAGAUUGUUUUAUAUCACAAACAAACAUUACUACAUUACUUGUUAAUAAUGAUAAUAAUAAUGAUACUACUACUACUAUUAGUAAUAAUCUACCAAGUAUUUACUGUUUAUUAUUAAAAUUUAUGUAUAUACAUAUCACAUCAAUUUCUUCUAUAUAUUUAUUAAAUGAUCAAUAUGUUCAAUGGAUAUUUGAUCUAUUGUUUAAAUUAUAUUACAUAAUAUCACCAUUCAUUUCGAAUCAUUUCAGUACUCCUCCUCCUCCUCCUUCUCUUCCUACUGCUACUACUAAUAAUAGUAAUAAUAAUACUAAUAGCAAUAAUAAUAAUAAUAAUAAUAAUAAUAAUAAUUAUUAUUAUUAUUAUUAUAUUAUUUAUUCAUUUUUAAUGAAUUUAAUUAAAAAUGAAAAAUUGAAUUUAUUAAAACAAAUUUUCUAUCAAUUUAUAAAUAAUUCAAAAUUUUCUAGAUUAAAAAUAAAAUUUUUCUCUCAAUUAUUGAAGCAAAUACAAUUACAAUUACAAUUGAAUCUAUUAUAUAAUAAUAAUAAUAAUAAUAAUAAUAAUAAUGAGAAUAAUAAUAUUAAUAUUAUUAUCAUAUUAAUGGAUUACAUAAUAAAUGAUGUAAUGAUUCCAAUGAAAGAAAUCAAUUCAAUGGAUUUCAAUGAAUAUGAUUUAAUAUUAGAAUGUUUUAUGAAUUUAAUGAGAUUGAGAAUUCAAUCCAUUCAUUAUAUUAUAAAUGAUUCAUUCAUUAAUAUAAAUAAUUGGAAAGUAUACAAUGAUUUCAUGGAUAAUCUAUUGGGUAUAAAUGAUGUGAAUCAUUCAUAUUACUUGUUAAGAUGUUUAGUUAAUAAUAUUUUAACUGUCCAGUUGAAUCGUCCUUCAACAGUCUCCAGUGAUCACAUUCAAUUAUCGUUAAUACAAGAAUACGAACUAUUACAAAGUCGUUUGAUGUAUUCCACAGCCAGCUUAUUUUUUGAUAUUUUAAAUGAAUCAGAAAAGUUACUACACAUAUCGAAUUCAAAGACUAUUGAAGAAAUCAUAUCAAUUUGGCAAUUAUUAGCUUAUCUUAUAUUAAUCUCUCAUUCAAAUUGGUCAAAUCCACCAAUGAUCAUUCAUUUAAAUCAGAAUUUAUUUCAUCAUUCAUUAAUCAAUGUUCAGAAUUCAAAUAAACAUUCGAAAAAAUCUUUUACUGAACUUGGUAUUUCAUUUAUAAGUAAAGUUAUACAAGUAAAGUUUUAUAUAAAUGAAAACUACAAGGAUCCAAUUACUGAUGUAGUUGAUUUGCGAAAUGUCAAUCAAUUAAGUUCUUUAAUUUUACCGCCAAUGAUUGUUUUACUUGAAAUGAUACCAAAUAUAGCGCCAUUAUUGAAUAAUGGUGAUUCACAUAGUGAUAAUCAUAAUAAGUAUAACAAUUCAAUCGAUCAGUUAUUCACUAUACUAGAAGAUGCUUUUACACAAGUGCAAUUUAUUAGAACAUAUGGUUUUAAUAAUUUUUAUGAGUUCCUUGUACAUUUUAUUCAGUAUACCUUUCAUGAAAAUUCUUUUAUAAACAACAGUACUACUAUUACUACUACUACUGCUACCAAUAAUGAUAAGAUAACAUUAUCUAAUAAAAUGUUCGACGAAAGAUCCCGAUCUUCUUCAUCAUUAACUUCUGAGGAAUCGAUAAAUAAAACAUCAAAUACUUGUACGGAUAAUCAAUAUUUUGAUCAAUCAAAUGAUACAAAUCAAAAGGAUACAAUAUACAAGUAUAAUCCACAAUCAGUACGACUAUUAGUGUUUUCAACAAGAUUAUUUAUUCGAUUAACAUUACAUAAUCUAUCAUUAUUCAAUUGUUGUCUACAUACUAAAUUAUCAUUAUCUAUUAUGAAUAAUGUAAAUGCUUCAAUUAAAUGUGAAAAUCAAUUAUGGUCAAAUUGUCUAUCAAUUAUUAUUGCUCAUUAUUUUAGUAUAUUUAAAUCAGAUAUACAUGGACCACAUUCAAUGGAGGAUAAAUAUUUACAAAUUAAUAUAAAUCAUUUAACUGAGGAGAUUUUAAAAUUAAUGACUAAUUUAUCAAAGUGUUCAAUUAUUCGACUAAGCUGUUUAGAUUUAUUACGAUGUUUCAUGAUACCACAAUAUAUUCGACCAAUUCAAUUUUGUACAGACUAUUCACAACCACUUGGUGUAUUAAGUGUGAAAUCUGUAAAACACUUUAUGCAGCUGAUAUUGAAAGAUUUAAGACAAAUACAAAAUACUGAAGGCAGUAACAGUCUUAACAAAGGUAAUAACCAUAAAUACCAACGCAUUACUACUCAUCAUGAUGAUGACCUUACAGAACAGGAUACGAAGCCUGCUACGCUUCAUGCAAUCAAUAGUAUAUAUCCAUACGUUACAUGUCAAAUGUUCAAUUUACUGAUUGAUUGGAUUCAAACAAAUAAUGUUCUCAUGCCAACCAUAUAUACCAUUUGGCCAAAAUUAUUAAACACUCAUCUCUUAUAUUAUCAACAUGGACAGCUACAUUAUCCUAUUCUACAAUGUACUAAUAUGUGCUCUCAUCAUUAUUCUUAUGCAUUGGCAUUUGAAGAUAAUCAAAAUGAAAUUGAUAAUCACCAAAUUCUAUAUCAAAAACUAUUAAAUUAUAUUUAUCCAUUAUCAACCAUUAUUAAUCACCAGAGUAAUCAAUCAUCUUUGUCUACUUCGUUUAAUUAUACUAUUGAUAAUCAUAGUUUAGGAUUGUCGACUUGGUUUUGUUUACAUGGAAAACAGUUAAAUAAUAUGAAGGUUAAACCUAAGUUCAAUCAAUUAUCUGAAGUGGAUCUAUUUCAAUUUGUACAAUUAAAUCAGUUACAACAUUUCAUCAGUUUGGAUAUACUAUCUUCAUCCUUAUGUCACAAUAAUCAAUCUGGAUAUCAAUCAUCGAUAAAUACCACAAACACAUUACCACCUUGUUCAACUAAUCGUAGUCACCUCUCACUUCAAAUAUGGAUAUCAUCUAUUUAUUCAUGUAUAUAUAUUCGUAUUGUUGAAAUGUCAAUCAAUAAAGAGAAUACAACAUUAGACUAUAAUGAAACAUCUAUAUCAUUGAAGGGGAAUACAAAUGAAAUUGUAUUGCUUAGUGAUUUAUGCUUAGAUUUUCCUAAAGAAUGUAAUAUUUAUGAUGAAUGGAAUCAUUUAUUUUUAUAUAUUGAAUGGAUAAAUUAUUUCAAUGCAAAAGUGUCACUUGUAAUCAAUGGUUGGUUUGAAUCUAUCGGCGAUCUAAUAUUGAUUAACAAAGAGUUUGCCGAUUCACAUAUAAACUGUCAACAUCAGUUUAUGCCUCCUGUGUUGCGUUUUGGUCAUGUAAUUGAUGUAUACUCUUCUUUAGAAUGUAGAAGAAAUACUUUUGAUUUAGGGAAUUUACUUUUGUUUACUGGUUUACCUUCUAGUGUGCAAAAACUUUCAUCAUCAUCUGAUUAUGUCUUCAAAUGCAAAAAGAAAUCUUCAAAACAACAUCAUGAACAAAUGUCACAACAGUCAGAUAAUCAAAAUGAAAAUUAUUUUAACAAUUCAAUUAAAGCAGUCGCUUUAUCACUUAGCCUUUUAGGUCCAUUAUUCAAUGGCUAUUUUGAUUCAAUUGAAUCAAGUGCAUACUAUCGAAAUUCAGCUGAUUGUAUACUUCAUGCAUUUAUACGUAGAUAUGCAUUAAAGGAUUCAACAUUGAAAAGUAAUCAUUAUCAUCCUUAUCAUCAUGACUAUGAUUAUAUCAGUCAAUUAUUAAUAAGAGCUCAUUCUUUAAUCCAUUCAGAAUUUUGGUUAAGAUUCUUAAAAACAUACUGUUCAGAGCAUUUAUUCAUCGUUUUGUUGAGUCAUAAUCUAACUUGUGUACAAUUCAUUUUACCAAAAUCGCUAAUAUCAUUCCAUAGAGCUGAAUAUAAUGAAUCGUUAACAACGGAAGUGAACAACGAUAACAUGCAUGACAUAUACUUGGUAAAUUCCAAUGUUAGCCAACAUUACAAAUCAUUUGAUGAAAAUACAAUACAAAUUGAUUAUUCUCAUUCGUCUAAAAAGCGAUUAUGGUUAUUAAGGAGCAUAUAUUCACCUGAUAACAAUCAAUCAAUAUCUCACUAUGUUAACUAUUAUUAUCGGGAAAGUUUUGAUUCAGUUUUUGAACCCCAUGGAGGUAUUGAAGUGGCAAUUUGCCUUAUUGGUGAACUUGUCUGUCAAUCACACAGUUCUAAUUUGAUUUCAUAUGGACUAAAAUUACUCUUUACAAUGUUGCAUCAUUCUAGUAUAAUGUAUGCAAAAUUUUAUGCACCAGCAUUAUCACAUCCUGGUUUAGAGAAUUCAAUGGAAAGACGACAUAAAAAACUAUGGUUAUUUCAAAAUUGUAAUAAUCAGCUAAAUUGUAAACCAGUUCCAUUAAGUUUUGGACAUUGUCUAUUAGCUCGUCUAUUCAAACAUCCAGAAUUUAAUAUGAUCUCAUCUAAAUCAUAUGAAAUUAUGAAAGUUUUACUAAAUGAAAUCAUAUUGACAUUUCCUGUAAAUAUUUUAUGUAAAAAAUCUAUGAACCAUACAUCAUCCAUUGCACAUUUAUUGAUCAAUCCAAGUUUAUUACGCUGUCUUAUCUUAUUCGGUUCACAAUCAUUCUGGUAUCCUUCAUCGAAACAACAACAACAACAACAACAAUUUGGAUUUGGUACUCAGAAUUCAACUGAUCUUUCUAAAUCAACAAACAAAUCAAUUUUAUUUAAUUAUGGUUUAAUACCUGGAAUAUUUGAAUUAUUAAUGAAUAAUAAUGAAUUGUCAAAUUCAACUAUAAUCAUUAUCAAAUUAUAUAAUUUGUCUAUAUUAGAUAAAUGGCAAUUGAUUAUGGCAAUGUUGACUGGAUUUCGAGAAUUGUUCCUAGAAAAUGAUAAUCAUCAUUCAAUACAAAGAGCAUUAAUGAAUCAUGAACAUUUGAGAUUUAUAACACAGCAGUGGCCAAUUACUUCAUUGAUGAAUUGUCUGAUAAAUCGUCUUUCAUUAUCCGUAGUGACAAAUGAGCCGAGUAAAACUGGAGCAACCUUGGAAUCAAUACAUAGACAGUCAUUGUAUAAUAAUAAUACUGAUUAUAUUCAUUCAUUUUAUUGUGCAAAACGAUUAUGUCUAUUGAAUUUAUGUCGUUUAAUUAUUAAUUUAGAUGCUAAUAUGUAUUUAUCUGCAGCUGAACAAGUAUUUUAUACUAUGUCAGAUUAUAAUAAAGAUCAUGAUGACGAUGAUGAUGAUCCCGAUCAUAAGGGUAAUAUUAAUCAUCAAUUAUUUAUACAUAAUGAUGAGUUAGAAACUAAAGUGUCAACAUCAACAUCACCAUUAUCCAUGUCUACAUCACAAAUAUCAUUAUCAACAUUAGAUAAUGAUUAUUUAUUUUGGCAUAAAAUUACACGAAAGUGUUUAAAUUAUACGGAACGUUUAAAAAUUUGGGAAUACUUAUCAUUUAAUCAUAAUAAAGUGAUAGAUAAUAGUGAUAACAGUACUGAAGGCAAAUGUGAACUUAAUCAAACUUCAUUUGAAAAAAAUUCAUCUAAACUUUUAAUUGAUUCUUCUACAUCAUAUGAUAUAACUCGAAUACAAACACAAAAUUUAAGUAAUACUGAAGAUAAUCAAAUUAAAGCAGCAGAAAUUCAAUCUAAUCACUGUCAAUCAUUGUCAUCAUUAUCAUCAUCUACAUCGAAACAACAACAUCAACAAAAAGAACAAUUGUCAAGUAAUGAAGGAUACCAAUUGAACAUGAUUGAAUCUAUAAAGUAUCCAAUGGUUAUUUCAGAUUCCGGUGUAAGUAUAUCAUCUUUACCGGUUAGUAGUGUUGAUCUAAUAAAUAUAGAAAAGGAUGUAUGUCAUAUAUCUGAAGAUAAUGAAUCUAUUCCUACACAACAUAUUCAAGAAGAAUUAAAUAAUUUCAUUGAAACUGAUUAUACUACUAAUAAAUAUAUAUUAAAUUGUGUUCAAUUACGUAUUGAACAAAAUAGUAUAUUUUCUCAACAUUUAAUUCAUUGUUUAGAUCAUGUUUGGUAUAGACAUUUUCCAAUUGAAUUAUUAUCAAAAGUUUUUUUCAAAGAUAAGCUGAAACGAAAUAUAAUCAAAUUCAAUAACAAUAAUGAGAUGGAUGGAGAGAAGAAGAAGGAGGAGAAGGACGACGUCGACGACGAUGACGAGGAGGAGGAGCAGGGGGAUAAACAUCAAGGAUUUAUUCAUGUUUUCACAAAAAGUAUUUCACAUUCAAAUGAUUGGAAUCUAUAUAAAUUGAAAUCAACUUAUCCUUUAUUAUUAGAUCAUGUUAAUAGUAAUUCAUUAAUUGCAUCACAUUGUUCUACUUCAAUUCGACCACCUUUAUGGUUGAUUUAUAGUUUAAUACGACAUCCAUAUUUAUCUCAACGUGAAUGUGCUCUUACCGGUUACUGUGUUUGGUUACAUUUUGAAGCUAAUAAAUGGGUAAAAAAAUAUGAACAAUUAUCAACAAAUUUCAGUCAAUCUAUUUACUUUGAUUGGUCUAUUCCUGUAACAACAUUACAUCAUCAUCAUCAUCAUCAUCCAACUACUAACAUUACUAAUAAUACUACUAAUACCACACAAUUGCAUAGAAUUAUACCAUAUCAAUUAUCAAGAAUACGUUCAUUUGCUAUCGGAUUAUUAUUACCAACAUUACCAUUUCUAUGUAUAACAAAUUGUAAUUCAGAUAUUGAUCUUAAAACUUAUUAUUCUAAUCGUCAUUUAUGUUCUAAAAAAUUAUUAAAUCGUUCAUUCGGUUUAAUUUUACAUGGAUUAGAGAAAUUUUCAUUCAUGAAUUCUAAUGAAAUAAUAAUAAUGAAUGAAUAUUUUCAGAAAACUAAUUGUUUAUUAGAAUCUUCUUCGCAUGAUGUAACUGGAUUUAUCUCUGAACCAACUUACAUUCAUCAUGCUCAUCAUCAGUGUCAUCAUCACCAUCCUAUUAUCUCUGUCGAAUUUGAAAAUAUUAUCAACAAUGCAAAUAAUAAUUCAAAUGUCAGUAAUGGGAGAUAUGAUCAAUUGCCAGCUAAUAAGAAUGCUACUACUACUACUACUACUACUACUACUACUACUACUACUACUACUACUACUACUACUACUACUACUACCACUACUACUACUGCUACUACCACUUCUACUACUACUAGUACUGCUACUACCACUUCUACUACUACUAGUACUGCUACUACCACUUCUACUGCUACUAGUACUGCUACUGCCACUACUACCAUUACUACUACUACUACUAAUAGUAAUAAUAAUAACAACCGUUGUAAUAAUCCUAAUUUUCAUAAAUAUUAUCUAUUAUCUACAUUUCCAGUGUUAUUUUCAACAUUGAUUGGUAGUUUCAUUGAUGCAUUAAUAAGCUGUAUUGUUAAAUUAAAAAUAAUUAAUCGUACAAAGUUAAAAUCUGAUGAGAAAGAUAAUAAAGAUGAUCAUCACAAAGGAAAUCAUUGUAGUUCUUCUACGGCUACUAUCAAUAAUGAUGAUAAUGAUGCUGAUGAUGAAACCAGUACACCAGAAAUUGAGUUAUGUACUUAUGGUUUAGAUGCUUUCAUUAUUUUAUUACAGGAUUCAGAUAAUUGUGUUCUUAGUUCAGCUAUCAAAUCUAAUUUAUUACCAGUAUUAUACAAUAUGGCUUGGUUAUUGGAAUUUGGCAUCCAUGAAGCUAAUUCAUUAUUACAUAUGCAUAAUAAUGAUUAUCAUAACACUAAUAGACCAAUGUCUAUUAUUCCAUCUCUCUUAAUGCCUAUUUUCACUAGUUUAAAUCGUUUAAUUGGUCGUGUAAUUAGUUGGAUGAUAAUCGAUGAAAAAUUCAGUAAUGAAUUAAUUCCUUCAUCUUGUCCUGUAUUUCAUUAUUCAUUGGAUACAUCAUUACGAUUUCAAUUGAUAAGAACUUUUCUACAAUAUUUAAUUUCAAUGAAACCUGAUUUAAAUAAUGAAGAUUAUGAUGGUUAUGUUGUAAAUUUGGAAUCAGAAGUACAGUUGAAUCCUGGACCAGUUAGUCGAUGUCUUGUUCGGCGAGUUUUACAUAGUCUUUUAGAAACUUCAAUUAGUCAGUUAGAUCGAAUUGGAGAAGAACUUAACAAAUCAGUAGCCUUUAGUCAACAAAAUAUAGGUAAACAACAAGAAAAUGAUAUACAAACAGCUACUGAAGAUGGGAAUGUUAAGUAUCUUUGUGAAAAUUUAAAAUUACAUUAUAAUCAUUUAGUAUGGAUAUUAAAUUGUAUUGUAAAUGUACUGAUUUAUUCACCUUAUCGAGAUGAACAAAUGAUUAAUAUCCUGAAUCAGUUAAAUUCAAUGCCUGAAACAUCCAAGCACAAAAAUACAACCAUUUCUCCAGUUCCUGUAAGAAUACAAAGUUUUCAUGUUGAUUUGGGGGAAGAGAUUGAUGUAGAUCAAAAUAUGAAUCAAGCUUGCACUACUCCUUCUACGCCUAAUCAACAUCAUCAUGAUCUUGGUGAUAGAAAACAAACUUCAUGUGAUCUGUCGAAAUACUGUUUCCAUCAUGACAACAACAAGAACUCUAGAUGUGAGAUAAUGAGAGAGAGACAUUUGUUAUUUUCAAAGCAUAAGAGUUUAUUUUUAUGCAUGCAUCAAAGUUUGGAACAAGCUAUUAUCACUUCAAUGUUUACUACAGCACAACAUAUUCAGAGUGGUAAUUUACUAAAAAUUCCAAAUAUUUCAAAUUAUAUAACAACGAAUGAUUUUAUGAAUUUAUACAAUAAAGCACUUGGUCGAAUUCUUGUUUCACGUAUACAAUUACCAGAAAUUGAUGUAGCUGUCGAUUUGUUAGUUACCUAUUUAUUAAAACUAUUUAAUGAAGACUCUUAUUUGUUAAAUUCAUGUUUAGCAGCCCUGCCACCAAUGUAUUCCCCUACAUUUUGGAAUAAUCUAAUCGCUAUAAAAUAUUGGUUACAUCAAAAUCUAUCAAUAUGGUUCAUAUAUAUAUCAUCCAAUACAUUAAAUAUUCAUCAUAAUGUAAAUCAUGAUUUAUUAUUCAACUUAACAACUAAUAAUGAAACGAAUAUGAUAUCUAAUUAUUAUAUAAAUCAACAAUUAACUCAACUAUAUACAAUUAUUGAAAUGAUACUUAUCAAUAAUCAUAUUAUCAGUGAUAAAUCAAUACAAAAUUUACCAUCUAUAUUAUUAUCACCUUGGAUACAAGAGAAAUUCAAUCAUGUUACACCAUCUGAAUUGUAUACAUAUCAUGAUAUAAUUAAAAUUGAAUAUAAAAAACUUGGUGAACAAUGGAAAUUAUCACUGCCUGAUUUAAACAAAUUGAUACAUUUAAAAUUAUCUACAAAUAAUAAAAGUGUAUCUAUGGUUCAUGAUAAAAAGUCAAUACUUGUUCAAUUGAUACAAAUGUUUUGGCCAAAAUCAACUAAUAACAAACUAACAAAUAAUGAAAAUCUCUUCUCAUCAUUGAAUGCUUCAUCGAAAAAAUAUUUACCAAGAAAAUUUCCUAUUACACAAUUGUGUAGUCAAGCACGUAAACAAUGCGUUGAUGGUCAUAAUGCAUGGUUAGAUGCUUAUAGUGAACGUAAACGUAUUGUAGGCCCAUUGGGUACUGUACUUUGGGCUCGUGUAGCUGAGCAUUUAAGUCAUAGCAGAGGAUUAUUUUAUCAUUCGGAAUCUACUCCAUUUGGUUGGUGUGUUGAUCCUGUAGAAGAUUCAUUACGUCAACAUGGUCGAUUUUAUUAUACACAUUUACCAAUGGCUGAACGUUUAAUACAUACAACUUCACGAUCGAAUCUAUUAUCCGCGCGUCAAUCACAUCCACUUGCCUCGUUAAUUGGUUUACCAUCAAUCAUGAAUCAUUCUCAACCUGUAAUUGGUGCAGCUUGUACAUGGCAUAAUUUACCAUUAUGUUUACCAUUAUCAUCUAUUCCAUUAAUACAAUUAGCAUCAGCUAGCCGAUAUCAUAUUCAAGCUGUUUGGGCAUGUCGUUUAGUUGGUAUUCUACAUAUUCCACCUAUUGAAGGUGAUUUAAUACUUGGUCAAACAUGGUUAAGAUUUCAACCUGAUCCAUUAAUGAAUAGAAAUUUAUUGAUGAAUGAUGAUUGUAAUAAUAAUGACAGUAAGAAUGUGCAAUUUAUUGAGAUUGAAUCAUUGUAUCCUUAUCAAAGUCCUUCUAAUCGAUUAUGGUUUGCAUGGUCUUUCAAAUCAAUUCAUCAUAUUGAAGCACGUCGAUAUUCAUUACGUGAUAUUGCAGUAGAAAUAUUUCCCGAUGAAACAGAUGUGAAUGCACCAAUGCUUUUUGCUAUGUAUUCUUCUAAAGACAGGGAUAAUUUUAUCGAAACUAUCACUCCUUUAAUUGGUCAUCAUUCAUGUUAUUGUAUUCAUCAUUAUCAUAAUCGAUUAUUAGUGAAUACAAAUGAACAAUCUGAAAUAUCUAAUCCUCUUUCAUCGAAUGGUCACCAUCAUCACUAUCAUCAUUCUACUUUUAAACAAUUAAAAAAAUGUAAAUUACAAAAUGUACAACAAGCAUGGUUAAAUGGUGAAUUAUCAAAUUUUGAUUAUUUAAUGAAAUUAAACACAACUGCUGGUCGAAGUUAUAAUGAUUUAAUGCAAUAUCCUAUAUUUCCAUGGAUUAUACGUGAUUAUGAAAGUCUUGUGUUAGACUUAACCCAACCAACUUCAUUCCGACGAUUAGAUCGUCCAAUAGCUGUACAAGAAGACGAUAGAGCUGAAGCUGUAGCAGCACGAUUCAAUGAAGCUGAAUUACUAUCCAAAACAUCAUCUACAUCACAUCCAGAAGCAUCGGGAAUAAAAUCAAAAACGUCUACUUUAUCGAAUUUAAGUAGUGUUUGUCCACCAUAUCAUUAUCCAGCGCAUUGUUCAAAUGAAGCAAUUGUGUUACAUUUUCUUGUUCGUUUACCCCCAUACACUUUUCGUCAUUUACGUUUUCAAGAUAAUAAUUUCGAUGUACCCGAUCGUUUAUUUCAUUCAAUUGCAACAACAUGGCGUUUAGCUACUACUUCUGUUUCAUGUGUUAAAGAAUUAGUACCAGAAUUUUAUUUUCAACCAGAAAUGUUUAUUAAUCGAAGUGGAUUGAAAUUAGGCUGUCGACAACCAGGUGAUAGUGUAGAUAAUGUUGAGUUACCACCUUGGUGUAAAAAUGAUCCACGUUUAUUCACAUUAAUUUGUCGUGCUGCAUUAGAAAGUGAUUAUGUAUCAAUGAAUUUAUCAUAUUGGAUUGAUUUAUUAUUUGGUUAUAAACAAUCUGGACAAAAUGCUAAAGAUUCUUUGAAUCUAUAUCAUCCAUAUACAUAUUUUGGCUCAAUCAAUGUGGAUACAAUAGACGAUCCUAUUUUAGCACAAGCAAUUGAAGGUAUGAUUAAUAAUUAUGGUCAAACACCGAAACAAUUAUUUCACAAACAUCCUCAUCCAUGUCGUAAAUUGCCGAUUUCUAAUGAAGCCAGACUGAAUAUGACGUCAAAAUUUAAAAGUAAAUCCACUGGUACAAUGUAUAUGAUGACGAGUCAAGAGGACGUUGGAGAUAGACGUUCUUCUACACCCGCAUUAUUUAACUGUAAAUAUAUCAAUGAUGACGAUAAGAAUUCAUUACAAGCGGCAACGUUUUCUGUGAGUGGAAAGCAAUACUCAUCAGUUAAACUGGACAACACACCGUUAGAAACUGUGAUUGGAUUAAAAUGGGGUGAAUGGGCAGGUAGUCCACAGGUGAACUCUUUUGAAAUAAUUUGGAAGAAACAGUUCAUCAAUACAAAGUUAUCAGUAUCGAGAAGUACAAAGAAUUCACUGGAACAUUCUGAAAUAUUAAAAAUACCAUUUCUUAGUCAUUUAACCGGUUCUAUAUGGUGUGAAUUCAAUACGAAAGAUACUCAUUUACUUCAUUGUAUGAAUCAACUAAACAAUAUCUCUUCAAUAAAUAAUGAUAAAUUAUAUCAUUCUUGGAAUGGUUGGGUUGAUUUCAACAUUGAUCAUGAAAUAGGUGAAUGUUUCUUGUCAUCAUCAUCAUCGUUCACAACAGAUGUUCAUACUGAUUGUUCAUGGUAUUGGAAAAUUCUUCACUGUGAAUCAAAUGCAUGUAUAUGGGUAUCGUUAUUACUAGACAUUAGUAAUUUACAAGAUCAAUUGUAUCCUGUACCAUAUUUAAUAAAAUUGAAACCAUCUUUACUAGACAAUAGAACUUUAAAUAUUUUUAUAAAACGUUUACCCAAAGAAUCAUAUAGUACUUGUAAUGCUUCUUCUAAUUAUCCUUAUGACGAACCUUUUGGAACUACUGAUUCCUCUCCAUCAGAACUACAUCGUCAUCAUCAACAUAAUGAUGAGAUAAACUUACAAUUACCAUAUUCAAAUCCUCUUCCAUUCGGUACUGGGAAAUCUUUAAUUACUUCAUUAUCUAUUUCACCUAGUUCAAGUCAUGGUAUUCAAUUAUUUGUUGGUACCUGUUUUGGAUCAAUAUAUGUAAGACAAUUGCCUACAAAUUUAUAUGAUAUUUCAUCCAUUGACAGUUGGUUACCACAAGAUUAUCAAGGAGAAUCAUUAUUAAAUGAAGAUAAACCAAAUUGUACAGCAAAUAUUCAUAAACGAUCAAGAAAAGAAUCAACAAAACGAAACAUGAAACAUUCAAAACUGACUAUUACUACUACUACUACUACUACCCCGAUGAAUCCUACUCAAACUCUUAAUCAUUCUAUUCAUGAUGAGAAUAAUAAUAAUAAAGAAACCGCUGGUUUAUGGGAAAUUACCGGUUGGAAACAAUUAUAUGGUCAUGCUGGACAUGAAAUCACUAGUUUAGUAAUUAAUCGUAAUAAUAGUUUAAUUGCUAGUGGUGAUAAUCAAGGUUAUGUAUGUUUAUGGGAUAGAUAUCUCUUAACAUUAAUUAAAACAAUUAAUACUAAUAUUAUUAAUGAUCAUGAUUAUCAACAAAAUGAAUUCGGUGAUAGUUCAAAUAGUAGUCAAAGUCAUAGUAUCACUACUACUAAUACCGGUCAGGAUUACCAUAGCAUUCAUGAUUUGAAACAACCCCGUAGACGAUAUUCCUCUAAUCAUCUUACUGUGGAGAAUCCCAUACAUAAAAGUAAUGAAGAUAUACAAAUGAAGAAAAAGAAGUCUAUUUUAAGUAGUAGUAGUAGUAGCAGUAGUACUUCAACAGCUGAUUUUAUAAAUAUCAAUGAUGAUUCAGUAUUAUUGAAUAAUUUUAAACGUAUUGAUGGAAUAUGCUUCAAUUUAACAUCCGGUGAAUUAGUUGUAGCCAAAUGGAAUCAUCCUAAUUUUAAUGUCUGUUGGCUUGGUUUAUAUUCUUGUUCUGGAGUUUGGAUAGCUAAUCGUAUUUUAGAUUUUCUAGCUGAAAUCAAUGAUCCAUUAAUAGAUUCACCUUUAUUACAAAUCUAUGAUGAUAAUUAUCAUCCUUUAGUUCCUAUGGCAUUUUCAACUGUAUCUGAAGGUCGAGGUGUGAAUUGUUUAUUAGUUGGUGGUCCAGGUGGUCGAUUAGUUUGGUUGAAUUCAUGGACAUUGGAUACAAUACGAACAUAUAUGCUCCCAGAUAAUGAUGAAAAUGCACGUAUAACAUCAGUUUGCUUCGGACCAUUGUUGAAUACUACUACUACUACUACUACUACUACUACUACUACUACUACUACUACUACUACUACUACUACUACUACUACUACUAAUAAUAAUAAUAAUAAUAAUAAUAAUAAUAAUAAUAAUAAUAAUAAUAAUAAUAAUAAUAAUAAUGUGAAUUAUCAUACAAAUUCAAAAGAUUUAGGUGAAAUUUUAUGUCAAGGUUUAUAUGUAACUGUUCAAACAGGUUGUUUAUAUCAUUUCGGUCCUAAAUCUAUACAAACAUGUCCUACUAUAGAUCAAUUAAAUAAUGAUAACUAUUCAUCUUAUUCAACUAAUGAACUGCAUAAACAUUCUAUUGUACAUUGGUUAGAUACAUAAUGACUAUGUAUUUAUUUUUAUAUGAUUGUUGUUUAGAAUGAUCUUAAAGAUUUUUAUUUUAACGAACUUCCUUUUUUAUCUGUAAAUUUUUUCUCUUUUGAUAAAUACAUAUACGUUCUAUUGUAUCA
Messenger RNA from Schistosoma guineensis, 15392 nucleotides. The record is from the annotation of a GenBank genome assembly. NCBI's taxonomy places the organism in Eukaryota, Metazoa, Platyhelminthes, Trematoda, Strigeidida, Schistosomatidae.